This is a messenger RNA of Nerophis lumbriciformis (worm pipefish), 1623 nucleotides long. The record is from RefSeq and is a predicted model, not a curated record. NCBI's taxonomy places the organism in Eukaryota, Metazoa, Chordata, Actinopteri, Syngnathiformes, Syngnathidae.
AUGUCAGAGCACCAGCCCAACCGCUGGGACUACAUUAUUAUUGGCGCCGGCUCGGCAGGCUGCGUGCUGGCCAAUCGCCUGUCAGCUGACCCCAAUUGCCGGGUGCUGCUGCUGGAAGCAGGACAGUCUGACCGGCGCAUUGCCAGUCGGGUACCUGCCGCCAUUGGUUCAGCCAUCAUGAGCCCAAAAAUGAACUGGCAGUACGAGGGCAGCCCUGAUACGUCCCGGGCAAACCGCAGCGAUAUGUGGCCCGCAGGCAAAAUGCUGGGGGGUGGUAGCUCGCUGAACGGCAUGAUGUUUGUCCGCGGUCAUCGCUGGGACUACGACCACUGGGCGCAGCUGGGUAACCCAGGCUGGGAUUAUCAAAGCGUGCUGCCUUACUUUCGCAAACUGGAAAAUAACGAACGGGGUGCUGAUGCCUGGCGCGGUGUGCAUGGUCCGCUAUCCGUGUCCAAUGUCCGCGUUCCACACCCUUUGACCGAAGCGUUCGUUGCGGCCAUGACCGAGCUUGGCGUUGAACGAAAUGCUGAUCUAAAUGGAGAAAACCAGGAGGGGGUGGAUUACUGUCAGGUCACGCAGAAACGCGGAUUUCGCCACAGCACGGCCAGCGCCUACUUAGAUACCAUCAAGCGCCGACCAAAUCUAAAAAUCACCACCGGAACACUGGCCACUCAUAUUGGCUUUGACUACAAACGUGCAAGCUGGGUGGACUAUCAAUUGGGCAACGUUGGACACUCGGCAACAACCAGUCGAGGAAUUGUUGUUUGUGCUGGGGCGAUUGCCUCUCCCUGCCUGCUGCAGCGAUCCGGUGUUGGCGACGUUGAUCAUCUGAAAACGCUGGAAAUUCCGGUAGUAACCCACCGACCGGGUGUGGGCCACAACUUGCAGGAACAUCCUGGCAUGAUUGUCAGCGCCCACGUCAAUCAACGAACGCUGACCAGCGAUCGAAACCCGCUGCGCGCCGUGGGUCAUGGUCUGAACUAUUUGGUUCGCGGUCGCGGCCCGUUGUCCAACCCGGUGGGUCACGCCCAGGCGUUUGUACGCACCCGGGAAAAUUUGCCUGCCCCCAACAUUCAGAUUAUUUUCUCACCCCUGUCUUACGAUCAUCACGAAGGCGGCGCCACAGCCUAUCCAAAGCCUGCGAUCAACCUGGCGGUUGGGUUAUGCCGAGUGGCCAGUCGCGGCGAAAUCCAGCUGUCGUCCAACGAUCCCCAGGAGUAUCCGAGCAUCACCUACGCGCUGCUGGAUGAACCGGAUGACGUUCGGCAAUUGAUGGAGGGCAUCCGCUUUACCAGACGGCUUUACGAUACGCAAAGCUUUGGCUCAGCGUUUGUUGAUGAACGCAAACCCGGCGCCCACGUUAGCGACGACGAGGCACUGGAGCAGUGUAUCCGGGAACAGAGCUUUCUCAUGUACCACCCCUGCGGUACCUGCGCCAUGGGAACCGGACCCGAGGCCGUCGUCGAUGCGCAACUGAAAGUGCAUGGUGUUCAAGGGUUAUGGGUUGCGGAUGCAUCCGUGUUCCCCACGAUCCCGGCGGGCAAUAUCAACGCCAGCUCAAUCAUGGUUGGCGAGAAGGCCGCUGACCUGAUCCUGGCCCAACAGAAAAAGGCGGCAGCAUGA